AUGCCCGACUUGUCAGAAUCAAGCGAGUUUAUGCGAAUGCAGACUGAAUCUGCUCGUCCUGGAUCUAGUUCGCAGGCAGGACAUGUGCCUGGUACCUAUAACAAGUCAUUGAAGUCAAUUGCAUCGAACAACGGCAAUGGAUCAAGUACAGCUGUUGAUUCAGUUGGUGGAUUUGAAGGACUUGAACAUCGUCAAAUAAGAUCCAAUGAUAUUGAGCUCGAGUCUGCUCCACGGUACGCCAGCGAAAGUGAUCCUUAUAGUCUGUCAUCCGGUCUAAAGACCAAAUCUGAGUUGAAACGAAUUCGAUCGAAUGAAGAUGGCAAAUCCAGAUCUGUGGGUCGCAAGCUUCAGCAAUUCUACGAGUCGCAGAAUGAGCAAAUCGAAAUGCUUCUGAAGCCGGUAGAGGAUCACCGGGCUGAAGCAAAACAGGCUGAAGGUGAUAAUCAGUUGAAAUAUAGAAUCGCUGUUUAUGGUUCUUUUGCGGCCAAUAUUAUCCUGGCAGCUCUACAAAUUUACGGAGCUGCAUCUUCUGGCUCUCUGUCGCUUAUCACCACAAUGGCAGACGCUAUUUUUGAUCCCAUGUCAAACAUCACUCUAAUUCUUGCUAAUAGAGCCGUCAAUCAUGUGGACAGUCGACGAUUCCCGUCUGGAAAAGCUCGUAUCGAGACAGUAGGUAACAUCACUUUCUGUUUUCUUAUGAGUGCUGUAGGAGCAAUUAUUAUAGUUCUUUCGGCUCGAGACAUUGCUGGUGGAAAUUCCGAAGAGACCAAGAAAUUCCAUCUUCCAUCAGUAAUUGCUGUAGCAGUGGCCUUUUGUACAAAGUUUGCACUAUGGCUCUAUUGUUGGGCGCUCAAAGAUACAUACAGCCAGGUCAAUAUUCUGUGGCAGGACCAUCGAAACGACUUGUUCAUCAAUGGUUUUGGUAUUCUCACUUCAGUAGCUGGUUCUAAACUAAGAUGGUGGAUUGAUCCCAUGGGUGCUAUCAUCCUGUCAGUCUUUAUUGACAUCGUCUGGCUGCGUACUGCAACCCAGGAAUUCCUCCUGCUCAUUGGUCAGACUGCUGAUAACAGCAUCCAGCAACUCAUAACAUAUCUGGCUGUCACUCAUAGUCCGGAAAUUGACCAGGUCGAUACCGUUCGUGUGUACCACUCUGGUCCACGACUAAUUGCCGAGGUAGAUGUUGUCAUGAACGAGAACAUGACUCUAAAAGAAACCCACGAUAUCGCAGAAGCGCUUCAAUUCAAGCUCGAGAGCCUUCCUGAUGUAGAACGAGCCUACGUCCAUGUCGACUAUGAAACCAGUCACAAACCCGAACACUUUCUCAAAAAAGAACUGUAA
This is a messenger RNA of Sugiyamaella lignohabitans, 1338 nucleotides long. RefSeq lists its product as uncharacterized. The record is from RefSeq and is a predicted model, not a curated record. Bases 1 to 1338 code for a protein of 445 amino acids. The transcript has a single exon. NCBI's taxonomy places the organism in Eukaryota, Fungi, Ascomycota, Dipodascomycetes, Dipodascales, Trichomonascaceae. Gene Ontology annotation, biological process: monoatomic cation transport; transmembrane transport. Gene Ontology annotation, cellular component: membrane. Gene Ontology annotation, molecular function: monoatomic cation transmembrane transporter activity.